This is a messenger RNA of Aureobasidium subglaciale EXF-2481, 1770 nucleotides long. RefSeq lists its product as uncharacterized. The record is from RefSeq and is a predicted model, not a curated record. Gene Ontology annotation, molecular function: SNARE binding. Gene Ontology annotation, cellular component: endosome; lytic vacuole. NCBI's taxonomy places the organism in Eukaryota, Fungi, Ascomycota, Dothideomycetes, Dothideales, Saccotheciaceae. The transcript has 4 exons. Gene Ontology annotation, biological process: SNARE complex assembly. The coding region runs from base 1 to 1770 and encodes 589 amino acids.
AUGCCAGAUGUCGACCACAACACGCGUAGAGAGCGUCCAUGGCUCAUUCCAAGUAACAGAAAGGUCCGCCACCUGCAAGCUAUAACCCUGCGCAAUCUCGCCUUGUCCAAUGAACCAAAUCGUCCUCGUCGCGGAACAAUUGACGAUGAUGGCCUUCCUGCAACUAAGAAGUCGCCGGCUAAGAUGCUCGCCUUGCGCGAUGCCCAUACCUCCAUGAACCAUUCGAAAUCCUCCGACGACCUUCGUCCAAUUCAUGAGUCUACCCUGUCUCUAUCACCCACUUCGACCAAAGGACGCACUCCUCCACGUCCAUCUUUGGCCAAAUUACGGAGAAGAAGCACUCUAGAAUGGGCUUCUUCGACCUCGCAACAACGCCAGAGACGUCUCCAAGAUGUCUCUGCGCAAAGAAUGGCCAAUUUAUUUUACUCUCUGCAUAUCCCGAAUCAACAAGAUCCCAUCUAUGUCAGCGAGGUCGCUGAAAAAGCCAUGAAUCCAAAUUUCAGAAACAUCCACCUUGAUUCUCAUGACCCGCAACUUAUGAGACUCGACGAACUGACUCUCAGAUUCUGGGCUAAGAGCGAGACCAUGUCGCAAUACUCCUUGCUAGUCAAUAUGACAUUGAGCAUGCGAUCCCUCCAAUUCAUCGGCAAAAGCCUAUCAAGUUUCCAUCAUCCAUUCCCGCCAAAUUGUGUCGUAUUUCAUCUGACUGAUGGCUUCUAUACUGCCUUUACUGAUGCUCGAGUCGAAGAGCCAUUGGACCCCUUCCGUGACGGACCCGCGAAGACUACCAAUUCUCGCACGUUGCCCACUUCAUCUUUUGACGCCCUUCUGCGUCUCUCCAAGCUCGACGAUAGCGUCCAGGAUGCUCUAACUCUUCGAAAACAGCUUGCCUCGGAACUCGAGCAGACUUUGCAAAAUCACAAGACAUCUCUGAGCGAGAAGACCCAGCUCGCAGAAACGACUGACUUUCUCAAGACGAUUGACUUCGCCACUGCAACCGUAAAGAAGCAGCUGAAAACGUUAGAACAGAAAUGCGACCAAAAGCGCAAAGCCCUACAAAAUCGCAGAGAUUUGCUUGCUCGCGACUCUGCAUUACGAAAAGAGAUCUUGACCGAAGUAGAAGCCGGAAAGGACAUUUUAUCGGAUCUUUCCUCUCAGCAUACUGCCAUAAAAGCAUCCAUCACCCAGCAACGACGACGCGUAACCCACGACCUCUCCAAGAUUUAUCCUAUAAAACCUCUCCCUGACCAAAGUCUGGCUUUCGAGAUCCGCGGCAUGCACCUUCCAAACUCGGAAGCUUUGGACGCAGCAUCACCUGAAUCUCUAGCCGCAUCUCUCGGCCACGUCAGCCAUGUAAUCCAACUCCUCUCCCUCUACCUAGGAGCCGUCCUCCCCUACCCCUGCCAACCUCGCAGCAGCACAUCAACCAUCCUCGACCCAAUAUCCAUCCUUACUUCCCCUGCUACCACCACCUCCAAGUCAUCCUCCACAUCUUCUCAACACGAAAUAGCCGCUCGCACUUUCCCAUUGUUCGCAAAAGGCGCUGUACGCUUCCGCUUCGAAUACGGUGUCUUCUUGCUGAAUAAGAAUAUCGAGAUUUUGUUGAGUACGCACUUUGGGGUCAGAGUCUUGGAUAUCAGACAGACUUUGCCGAAUCUGUUAUAUGUGUUUUAUUGCGCAACGGCGGGGGAUGAAGAGUUGCCGGCGAGAAAGGCUGGUGGUGUCAGAGGGUUGAUGAGGAUGAGAGGGCGUGGAAGUGGUGUUGAUUGA